ACUCCUUGUAGGGGCCAGAAAUCUCUUUCAAGCAUCAAACAGGGUUCCUGGGUGAGCAGUGGGUCUCUGUCCCCCUCUCCAGGGGCUCUUGGAUGGGACCUUGCUCUGGAAGGAGCCAUGGACCUCUGGCUUUGGGCACUUUACUUCCUGCCAGUAGCUGGAGCCCUGAGGGUCCUUCCAGAAGUAAAUGUGGAGGGAAUGCUGGGAGGAUCCGUUGUCAUCGAGUGCCCGCUUCCUGAAAUUAAUGUGAGGAUAUAUCUGUGCCGGAUAACUGUUGCGUCUGGAGGAUGCGCCACCGUGGUGUCCAGCAGGAACUUCGUCAAGAAGGAAUUCAAGAAUCGAGUCACCCUGGAGCUGUGUCCAGACAGGAAUCUGUUCCUGGUGGAGAUGACAGAGCUGGUCGAGAGUGACAGCGGGGUCUAUGCCUGUGGGGCGGGCAUGGACACAGACCGGGGCAAGACCCAGCAGGUCAACCUGUCUGUUCACAGUGAUUACGGGCCUUUCUGGGAAGAAGAGCCAAUGCCGGAGCCUCCAGCAUGGUUUAACAGAUUCCUCCAAAUGCGUAUGCCUCUUUGGUUCCAGAUGCCUGAACAUGCCAGUUCUUUGGAAUUCAUAUCCAAAGUAACCACACCAGCUCAAAGGACCGAGGCCCCUCCAGCACACCAAGCCUCCCCCACCACCUCAAUCACCCACCGCCCUCGAGUUAACAGGGCAUCUUCAGUAGCAACUGCCCAGCCCACCACCCUCCUGCCAUCUGCCACAGCCUCAAAAACCUCAGCACGGGAGGAACUGCUCAGGCUCCAGACUGCCAGCUACAACCGCCAAACCAGGCUUCACAGGCAGAGAGCACUCAACCACGGCCCAGGCCUGGUGUCUGGGAUGGAAGAUCAAGGCUUCUACAUCCUGACCCCCACCAUCCUGGGUCUCAUCCUGCUGGCACUUCUGGGGCUGGUGGCGAAGAGGGUCAUUCAAAGGAGGAAAGCUCUCUCCAGACGGGUCCGCCGACUGGCCGUGAGGAUGAGCGCCCUGGAGGCCUCACAGCGGCCCCUGUCACAGCGGCCACGCGUGUCGCAGCGGCCACGCGUGUCGCAGCGGCCACGCACCCAGAACAACGUCUACAGCGCCUGCCCUCGGCGCCCUCGGGGGGUGGACGCAGCUGGUGAAGGGGCGGCACCUCUCCCAGGCCCCGGAGCAUCGGCGCCCCCAGCCCCGCCGCAGGUGUUGGAAACUCCCUGUCUCCAUGCCCCAUCUGUAAAGAUCAGCUGUGAAUAUGUGAGCUUCUACCACCAGCCUGCUGCCAAGAUGGAGGACACGGAUUCCGAUGACUACGUCAAUAUUCCCUGCCUGACUCAGCUCUCCAGCUGUCCCCCUGGGCCCAGACCUUGGUGCCAAUGAGUCUUGUCUGUAUGCUGGUUUCCAACACCCGCUCCAUCUGUUUUCAGAACCCUCAUUACUCCCACGUCCCACCUCGAGUCUCAUCCCUGUCUAUUUGCCCUGAGCACUGCUCAGUCCCCACUCCCCCAGCUCUUCCUGGACACUUUUGCAGCCCCCUGUGGUUUUCAGGUGGGCUCCAGGAAUGCAGAGUAUUUGUCCUGAUGCCACUUGCUUCCUUUCCAAGUCAUGCAACAGGCUAUGGGAUUUGCAGAGUGUCUUUGAUCACACGGUCUUUGCUGUCCUGGCUCUAGACCACAUGGCCUUGGACUGGAGCCUAGGCAUAGCUGUUGCUUUGAAAGCCCUUCUCGGUCUUGGGUUUCUCACCAGUAGAAGGUGCCUGAACUUCUUUGUGAGGACAUGCUUCAGCCCUGAGCUAGGAAGGGACCUUGUUAUGAAACACCCCUUACAACCUCUUUGCCCUGAUCUUAGGGCCGGCAUUUACUAGUGAUCUUCUAUUUGUCUGGAGUCCUAUGGUGAGGGCAAUUUAUUUUGAUGUGAUGAAGGGUUGUAAAUUUUCAGAACCAUGCUUGUUAGUGCUAGUAAUAUAUGUGGAUACCCUCUUUACUCUCAGGCUUCCUCCCUUGAUGCACCUAAGUACCCUGACUCCAGCAUUCCCCCUCUUUCAGAAAUAGAAUAGUUUUUGUCAUCUAUUUAUCCUUCUUCCAUGCACUGAAAUGUGUGCACUUAUCUUAGCCUUGGUUGAUUUGAGCUAUCCAAAGCCAUUACAUCUCUCUGCUUUUCAGAAAUGCACCUCCUCUCUUUGCCAGUCCAGGUGGCUUAUAGCCAGGUGGGGGAGAGAAAAGAUAUGGGAUUCCUGGAAGGCCAGUUGUUCUGCAAGGGUACUCACGUCAUGGAAGAAGAGACAUCCCACCUCCUACAUAUAUUCAUCCUCUUGAGUGUUCUGAACAAGGGCGCAGUUAGGCAGACAUAUAUCUUUGGAUUGCAAUCAACUACAAAGUCCAGUCAGAGCUUGAGACUGGAGAAUGUCCCAUCUUGCUUUCAGGAAGAAGGCCUUUCCCAGACACACAACUCAGCUUCUCUGGGCACUGGUCCACUGAUAGAAAGGAAAGGUUCCCGAGGUGCCUGCUUUUUAUGAGCAGGGAAUGUCAUCACAGAUGGGAUAACACAUAACCCUAACCCUAACCUAACCCUAAAUUAUAUUCGCACCACCAUCAUACCUGUCAUCCAGGUAUGAUGACACCAUCCACGAGGUCGCUUGACACUGGCACCCUCCCAAGUGUCAGAUAAGGGAAGAGUGAGAGGGAUAAGAAAGAGGGCACCCAAGGGGCAGGGAUGGUGGGAGUGAGGAGGGGAGUGUGGGCAAGAAAUGCAGUGUUUAGGGAGAGUCUGCUUUGUUCUGGGCACCCCCCUGCAUUAUAUCUUUUAUCAUUUAUAUUUCAAACCAGUGCCCUCACCCUCAUCCCAGUGCUCUGUAGAUGACCCCUGCAGGUGUCAUGACAAUGUGAUUUCCAUGCCCUAAAGUUCAACUUCACAUCCCAACAUCCCUCAUUGUUCCUCAACAAUUCAAAGACAGGUUAAAAAAAAAUCCAAUUAAGCAUUUACUGAGCACCCAUCCUCUACCCCACGUGGUGGCAAGGAUCGUGGAGGAUCAGAGAGAAGCAUGGGGCACUGUCCUUGCUGCCUUCACAGAACUUUCAUUCUGACAAAUAAAUAUGGCAUCGGUUAAAACACUGAUAGGAAUUAAAUAGCGUUAUAAUAAAUAUAGGAAUCUGCUUUGUAGGUUAUUCACAGCACCCAAGGGAAUCUUCCACGACUGUUGUUGGGGUCACUUAAAGAAUGAAGUCUUUGAGGAUAAGCCUGGGCCAAGGAUGGGGCCCAUGGUCAAGGAUGUGAAGCACCCAGAGAACAUCAGGGGGAGGGACGCUUGUUUGAAAUGACACAGAGAACGAGGAGGACAUCCUGGCCUAGGCCUUCAGAGCUGGUAGAAGUUCUCCAUCCAGGUCAAGAGAAUGUCCACUUCUCCAAAGGCUUUGGUCACAGCUGCUUCUCUGUCCAACUAAAGGGAAAGGAGAGUUGAAGAUCUGUCAUGUUAGCCACAAGAAUAGGUUUCCUUCCGACACCUGAACCCGGUCUGACUCCAAAUCAUGGGCUGCGUCCCCUUUGGGAUGGCCUCUGACAAAGUCACCUACCCAUCAAUUAUUCCCCGUCUAUGAGUGUUGUCUGCCUCGGAGGUGAGGACAGAUGGCUUGGUGAGUGGCAACGGAUAAGG
Messenger RNA from Mesoplodon densirostris (Blainville's beaked whale), 3664 nucleotides. It is a transcript of the gene FCMR, whose product is annotated as Fc mu receptor. Gene Ontology annotation, cellular component: plasma membrane. The coding region runs from base 118 to 1395 and encodes 425 amino acids. Lineage: Eukaryota; Metazoa; Chordata; Mammalia; Artiodactyla; Ziphiidae. The record is from RefSeq and is a predicted model, not a curated record. The transcript is spliced from 8 exons. Gene Ontology annotation, molecular function: transmembrane signaling receptor activity.